This is a messenger RNA of Paramecium octaurelia, 311 nucleotides long. Lineage: Eukaryota; Ciliophora; Oligohymenophorea; Peniculida; Parameciidae. The record is from the annotation of a GenBank genome assembly.
GUAAAUUAAUUCGAUAAUAGAUAUAUUAUCAUCAUAUGCCUUAUGAAACAUCCUUCAAAGUAAAUAGUGCAAGGACUGCACUCUAAUAAACCUUAAUUAAGACUCAGAUAAUUAAGUUGUUUGUAAACUUAGAGAUUAAAUAAUAUUAAGUCUAAAAGAGUAGUUAGUAGUUUCAAUGAAAAUCAAAUAAUACCAUCGUAACAUAGAGCGAGAUCAUAAAGAUUAUACAAUAAUAAAAAUAAAUCCCUUUUGUAAUGAUCAAGUCUUCUUAUAGAAAUGAUGAUCAUAUUGAAGGUGAAUAAACUUUUUAG